GUCGCAGCAAACAGAAGCGCAAAGCAUAGCCAAGCGCAAAGUAGAAUGUGUUGAUAAAAUAAAAGAAAAUAUGCCAGUAGCCAAAGGCAAUAAAUAAAAGUGAAGUGAAUUUAAGCAUAUCAAGCAUACGCCGUGUGAUUACAACUAUUUAAAAUGGCUGCCAUGACAUCUUCUCGGCCCCGCGAGCGUUUGCUCUAUGCAUUCCGUGGCUGGAUAGCGUUUGUUGCCUUUAUGGAUCUGGGCACUGCUUUCCGCAGCUACAUCGAACGUCGCAGUUUUCUAGGCGAUCAUAGUGAUACGCAAUUUAUUGAAGGGGACUAUACUAUAUCGCGCAUUAUUGGAAUGUACUGUCUUCUUAAAGCCAUCGCCCUCGUCCAUUGCACGCUCUAUAUACACUAUCGACCCGUUGUAAGCAUGGGUGGCUGCUCAUUAGCCCUCACUAUGGUCUUCUAUGUUACGGAAACUCUCUACUUUCGUUCGAGCACUUUGAAUUUCUAUGUUAUCUUUCCCUGCGUUUUGAACACUAUUACGCUACUGGGAUUGAUAUACAUACCCAAGCGUCUACGCCUUUGGGAGCCUCAUUUGGAUAUGGACGAUGAGAACUCGCAGCUAUUGAAGCAAAUGACUGGAUUUAAGCGUAGACGGGCGAAAAAACAAUAGUCUGAAACUUCUGGCUACGCAACGAAUCAUCAAUUUAUGAAAAUGCAUGGAAGAGUAUAUUAUCCAUAAUUGACUGCAUAUUGAUGUGAUCCAAAAAGAAAAAGGCAUCGUGGGAGCCUUCUAUAUUAACUAAUAGCAAUAUUAUCCAAAGCCAAAGUAGUGAUUUUUCUCUAGAUUAAGUAAAAGCAAUUUCUUCUUAACCUCUGCACGCAUACUUAAGUCAAUUUCUGACAUAAUUACUUAGCAUUUUGUACUUCCUGUUGAAAAACCAUACCAUAUAGAUAAAAACAUACAGUUUUUUAGAAUUUUAAAAGUCACAUAUGCCGUUUUAAACCAUUAACAUAAGUUGACAAUUAGCAAGCUGAGCAAGUUUAUUAUUCGACUCGUAAAAAUGGCUUUAAAUUUACAUAUUUGUUUAUAUACAUAUACAUUAAAAUAUUGUUAGUAUUAAGGGAAAUUUUCCAUUGGACUCACGUAUAUCAUCAUACAUCAAGUUAAAGGCAAUAUUUGCACUUGAACAUUUAUAUCAAAUUUACAUAGAGAGCAUAAAUGCUUUGCGUUAAAUCGUUCACAUUUAAUUAAUGAAAAUUAACAAAUUACUCGUGCAAUAAUAGA
This is a messenger RNA of Drosophila busckii, 1275 nucleotides long. RefSeq lists its product as uncharacterized. Lineage: Eukaryota; Metazoa; Arthropoda; Insecta; Diptera; Drosophilidae. Gene Ontology annotation, molecular function: protein-macromolecule adaptor activity. The record is from RefSeq and is a predicted model, not a curated record. The coding region runs from base 154 to 660 and encodes 168 amino acids. Gene Ontology annotation, cellular component: endoplasmic reticulum; membrane. The transcript is spliced from 5 exons.